Molecule: messenger RNA, 2691 nt
Organism: Mixia osmundae IAM 14324
Lineage: Eukaryota; Fungi; Basidiomycota; Mixiomycetes; Mixiales; Mixiaceae
Exons: 5
Coding region: 1-2691 (896 amino acids)
Biological process (GO): mRNA 3'-end processing by stem-loop binding and cleavage
Cellular component (GO): mRNA cleavage and polyadenylation specificity factor complex
Molecular function (GO): RNA binding
Source: RefSeq, a predicted model, not a curated record
AUGCUGGGAACGACAUUCCGAGUUUGCGACGUCAGGCGGGGCUGCAGCAGACGAACACUCGUCUGGCCUCAUAGAGACACUCGAGCGGCUUGCACCGUCCUUGACACUCGUGCUACUGAUCGACUAGGGCUGCCACCUUCGUGCCUCAUCUAUGCCUCUCCGCCAACGAAGGACUUGGGCAGGAUAGCACUCGACCAUUGGGUUCGCGAACGGCAAGAGGAGGAGGAUGCAGGCUUGCGCAAGACAUCUGCAUCACUUCUCGCUCGUACUCGCGAGACUGGGUCGACCACUCCCGUCACUCCCGUAGAGAGGGCAACGACACCCACGUCGCCUAGCGCGAUGUCUGUGUCGGGCAGUCAGUCAGGUGAUGAGGACCUGCGGCAUAUGCGCCGGCAAGGCUGGCAAGUUUCGAUGCGUGAAGUCAGGGAAGCCUUUGAUCGCAUAAGGACGAUUCGCUGGUCAUCGCCUCUGCAUCUUGAAGGUCGCAAUGCGCCUCUCACUCUGCUAGCCCAACCGUCAGGCACUCACCUGGGAGGGACACUAUUCUUUGUACGGUCUCCUACAAUGCCUCCGAUAUUGUAUGCACCCGUCUUCAAUCACAUCAAAGAGAAGCAUCUCGACUCUGCUGCAUCUAUCGUGCUCGGAGGAGCAGAGACCAAAGGUCUGGGCACACUCAUCACUUCUGUCGAGAAAGCACAAAGCAAAGGUCAGAAGACCGUCGCGCGCAACAGUGCCAUGCUGCAGACAAUCACGAGCACACUGCAGGCUGGCCGAUCAGUCCUGAUGCCCGUCGAUGCUGCCGGUCGCAUUGCCGAGCUCCUCGUGCUGCUCGAUCAGCACUGGACAUUCUCACACCUGGGUGACUUCCCACUAUGUCUGGUCAGCCCGACUGGCCCGCCUCUGCAGAUGACGCUGCGCAAUCUCCACGAGUUCUUUGGAAGCAAUCUUGGCAAGGAGGGCAUCGGACGAUUAGCCAAUCUCAAGAUAUUCCCUUCCCUCGACUCGCUCUACGCCGUCAUACCGCCUCAUGUGCCCAAGGUCGUGCUUGCUGCCCCCCUGCCUCUGUCCUACGGAUCGUCCCGCAAAGUCUUUACAGAGAUGGCUGCUCAAGCAGGCAACCUGCUCUUGCUCACUUCACCUGGUCCUGCUGGCAGUCUCUCGCGAUCAUUGUUCGACAAAUGGAACGAGGCUCAGACGCCGGCACAGAGAAUGGGCACAGGCGAGAUCGGACAGACGAUCACGCUCAAUGAAGCCGUCAGCCUACCGAUGCGCUCAAAGGUCAUAUUGCAGGGAGAGGAAUUGCAAGAAUUCUUAGACAAUCAGCGAGCCGCAAAGGAACGGCAUGCAAAGCAAAAGGCCAUGCUCGAGCGGUCUCAGAGGAUGGCGGAAGCAGAUGCAGACGCUUCAGAUUCGGAAGACGGAGAUUCGAGCGACGAAGACGAGCUGGAGGCUCCCAAUGCUGGAGAGAUCUUGCCACAACAAGGCGACAACGUCGAUGUCAUGGCGGAGCCCGGUGCGAGGAGAGACGGAGAGCCUGGUUCGAUGCGCGGUACUGGCGUAUGGGACGAGUUCCUCGACGAGGAUGCGCCACCCGGCACGCUCGAUGUCUACGUUCGCGGUCGCUCUAUCGCUGCCUUUCUCAAUGGCAUGCCCGACACGACAUCGUCCCGCUUACGGAUGUACCCCUUCACGGAGCGCAGGCGCAAGGUCGAUGCCUACGGUGAAGUCAUCGACGUUCAGGGCUGGCUCAGAAGAGGCAGAAAUGACGAAGAGGAGCAAGAAGAGAAUGCAAUGAACAAUGCCUUGCUUGGCAAACGCAAACGACAACAAGAUGAACAAGUCGAGCCGCCACACAAGUUCUUGAUCGAGGAAAGACAAGUGAUGCUGCGAUGCCAGCUCUUUGCCGUCGACCUCGAAGGGCGUGCCGAUGGACGAGCACUCAAAGAUAUCAUCCCCCGCCUAGCCCCAAAAAGAUUGAUUCUCGUCAAUGGUAGUUCGGCGGCCGCACAAGAUAUCGCCAGAGCAUGCCAUGACUUUGUGCCCGUGAUCGAAGCGCCAGCGCUCGGCGAGCGAGUCAUUGCGGGCAUUGAGAUCCAGAGCUUUGCCAUCAGAUUAGGCGACGAACUGCUGUCGAGUCUCAAGCUUAGCAAAGUGGAAGAGUAUGAAAUGGCGCGGAUCAGCGGCAUCUUGCGCUUUGUCGAUGGAGAAGACAUCCCCACACUGGAGCCCUCGCUUGCUCAAGCAGCAAUCAGCGAAGACUUGUUGGUUGACGGAGCAGACACGGAAAUGACGAAGAAAGGCUCGUUGGCGCCGCUCAAGCCAUCUAUGUUCAUUGGCGAUGUCAAGCUAGCUGCAUUGCGACAGCGAUUGCUAAGCGCAAAGAUACAGGCUAGCUUCGCAGGGGCGGGCGUGCUCGUCUGUGGCCCAGUACAGAGUGCGGCAGACACGGCAGCAGCUGCAGCGGCUAAGGCACAGUCGAAACAGAUGACCGCGACGGAUCCCAGGCUCGCGAGACUGACAAAGGCCAACAAGAACGAGCCCACGCCUGAUCUGUCAGAGCCGGUCAUGGACACUUCUGGCGGUCGCGUGGCGGUGCGCAAGCGUCAAGGACAUCUUGUGAUCGAAGGAGCCGCAGGCGAUACGCUUUACGCAGUUCGCGACGUCAUCUACGCUUUGCACGGCGCAGCGUAA